Messenger RNA from Cornus florida, 627 nucleotides. Its product is annotated as protein LIFEGUARD 2-like. The coding region runs from base 1 to 627 and encodes 208 amino acids. The record is from RefSeq and is a predicted model, not a curated record. Gene Ontology annotation, cellular component: membrane. NCBI's taxonomy places the organism in Eukaryota, Viridiplantae, Streptophyta, Magnoliopsida, Cornales, Cornaceae. The transcript has 5 exons.
AUGCAUAUAAUACCUUCCCCCUUGGUUCUGCUUGCGUUGUAUUACAAUCGCUCUGGAUUUCCAGUGAACUAUGUUAUUCUUGGACUGUUAGAUAUUUUAGCGUCUGUUGCGGUCAGUUUGACAUGUUGUUUUACCAACGGGAAAGUGAAUUUGGUAGCUGUGAUUUCAACAACUGUGGUGGUUGUGAGUCUCACUCUCUACACAUUUUGGGCUUCAAGAAGAGGCCACAAAUUUAAAUUUCAUGGGCCCUUCUUUUUUGUUGCUAUUGCUGUGCUUCUGGGCUUUGGCAUGGCUGAGCAAUGGUAUCCUGACAUGGAUAAAUUGUGGGUGAUGAUAUAUGGAUGUGUAGCGUCGAUCACUUUCUGUGGGUACAGCAUAUAUGAUACGAGCGAGCUCAUCAAACGCGGGUACAUCAUAUAUGAUACGAACGAGCUCAUCAAACGCAAAUCCAUUGAUCGAUAUAUUUGGUCUGCUAUGUCAUUGUAUCUGAGCAUCAUCACUCUCUUGCUCGAGCUGUUAACCGUCUUCAGGGCUGCUGAUGGUGAAGGAGAUUUUCUUCAACAGAUAUACACAUCCACUUUCUUUGAAUUCAGAAGCAACCUUACUCAUACUAACAUGCAAGUAUGA